Emys orbicularis (European pond turtle) is the source of this 5688-nucleotide messenger RNA. RefSeq names its product interferon-induced very large GTPase 1-like. The coding region runs from base 1 to 5688 and encodes 1895 amino acids. NCBI's taxonomy places the organism in Eukaryota, Metazoa, Chordata, Testudines, Emydidae. The record is from RefSeq and is a predicted model, not a curated record. Gene Ontology annotation, molecular function: GTP binding. The transcript has 8 exons.
AUGGUGGUGCUGGGAGAUGAGCCGGAGGCUGAAGAGGGGAGAUGCUACGAGUGGUCUGGUUUCCUGUGCUCCUGGGAUGUGUCACUGCAGGAUCGGCCGAGUGACAAAUCAAACAUCCACUCCAGAGCGGGGGAGGACGUCACCCUCAGCUGCAGAUUCAAGCUGUCCUCAGACUUUGUGCUGAACAGACUCCGCAUCCACUGGCACGUCUUCCGAGACGAGGAGGGGUCCGUGGUGCACAGCUACUACGAUGGGGCCGACAGGCUGGAGGACCAGGAGGUGGAGUUCAAGGGUCGGACGAAGCUCUUUCUCCAAGAGCUCAGUGAAGGGGUGGCCUCCCUGAACCUCACCCAGGUGCGGCCGUCAGACAGGUGCACCAUAGUGAACAGCCAGGACGUGGUCAUUGGGAGCGUCAUCCUCCAUGCGUCAGCGCCAUACGAACCCCCCCGGGUCACGGUCCUUUCCUGGGAGGAGGGUGAGAUGACCCUGCAGUGCAAGUCCAGGGGGGGCUAUCCCAAGGCUGAAAUAACAUGGCACGAUGGGAACAGAAACCAGCUGAACCAGUCGGAGCCGGCAGAACUUCGUCGGAGCAGUGAGGGAGUGUUCGAGGUGCAGAGCCGCCUGGUGCUGACCGGCCCUGAGGACAGCACCUUCUGCUGCUCUCUGAUCCACGCCCCCUUUAAUCAGAACCUGAGCGUCUGUGAGAGAGUUACAGCCUUGGUGAGGGAGAACGAGACUGAGGCGGAGAGCUCUGGCCGCAGCAACGCUUGGAUUUUUGCCAUCGUAGGCGUGGUAGUAACGGUUGUGGCAGGUGUUGGAGUCUAUAUGUACCGGAGAAGAAGACGGAGCUCUCAGAAAGCUCCACGUGACCAGCACGGUGCAGAGACGGAUGUCCUGCUGGAGCGUGAGCAUGGAGCUCCACGUGAACACUACAAUGAAGAGGACGAGGUUUCCCUGCAGAAUGAGGCUGAAGGAAAAGGGAAAUCGCUCCAGGACUUCCUAGUGCACCUGGGACUGGAGAGACACCAAAGCAGAAAGCUCAUACUGGACGACAUCCUGGAAAUUAACACGGAGACGUUAGAAGAGAGUAACGCUCGGACGUUAGAGGAGAUCCCGUGGCAUUUCCUCAGGAAGGUCAUGGCUGUGAAUGGGAUGGCCAGACGCACAAGGCUGGUACCCGCUGCACCAGGUGACAAAGGGAUCAGCAAGGAUGGGGAGGAACCCUUGGCCGUUAUUCCGCCUAGAAGUCCAGCCCCCAGCGUGUGUGUGAACCCCCUGGAUGUGCUCUGCGCUGUUCUGUGGUGCUCAGACACGUUCCUGCAGCAGGAGAUCCUGCUGAAGAUGUCCAUGUGCCAAUUUGCCCUCCCCCUGCUGCUGCCUGCCCUGGACACCCCCACGUGCAGACUCCUGCUGUGGGCCAUGCGGGACAUCGUGAGGAACUGGAGGCCGCUCUCCUUGCGAGAGAGCCGGGGGUUCAGGGAGGAGAACCUGGUGCUCACGUCAGUGCCAACCUUUUCCUUCGUGCGGCUGGGGAGAUGCAGCUUGUCCAAGUCCAAAAUCCUUAACAAGGUCCUGAGCCCCCCCCAGCAGCAGCACGAUUUCUUCAUACACCGGGAUAUGGAGUCUGGGAACGUCCCUCGGGAAAUCGCAGAGGGGUUGGUAGAGAUCUCCUGGUAUUUCCCCGGGGGGAGGGAGAGUUCGGAUCCUUUCCAGGAGCCCAUUGCGGUUAUUAACCUGCGAGGAGACAUUGAGUCCCACCGGCUGCAGUUCAGCUUCCUGGCAGAGAUCUCCUCAGCUGUGUUCAUAUUCGCUGAACACAUCAGUGAGAGAAAAUACGAACUCCUAUCAUCACUGCAGGACUUGAGACCAAAAUUCUACCUCAUACUCAACCCCAGAAGUACUAUAACCAGUAAAACACAGGGAUUCCUCAAUGAACUGGCCCCGCUGCUCAAGCUGAACCAGUCCCAUGUGCUUGUGAAGGAUAAUACUGCAAACGAUUCAGACUUUGUAACAAGGCUGCAGGACACCUUAGCACACCUGACGAAGCAGCCCCAGAGAGCCGUGAGCAUAGAGGACAUGGCUGUAACAGCGCGUGAACGAGGAAUCCAGGUAGAUGAGGACUGCGAGGAAUGUGCGGAAGCGAGAAAGAGAGCAGACGAAAUCACUGGGGAAAUAGGGGACGUUGGCGAGUACAAGGGCAGAGCACUGACGCUCCAAGGGGUCCCAUGUAAAUGCCUGGCUGAAGUAGAAAGAGAACUCUGUCAAAUGAAGCAGCAAGGGGAAACCCCCACAGAGAUCUAUAAAUCUCAGCUGAGGCGGGAAUUGCUGGAGUUACGGACCCAGCAGAACGGGCGUGAUCUCACGGGCGGGAUGGGGACAUUUAAGGCAUCACUAGAGCAGCUCACUCCAGUGGAAACACACUACUUCCUGAAAUGGAUGAAAUUCAGACUGGAUCACAUUGCUAGGGAGAAUCUUUCCAAACUGCGGACUGAAUAUAAGGAGAUGUAUAGGACUCCAGGCCAUAGCCCCGAGCAGCUAGCAAAGCUAGAUGAAUUAAUUGCAGCCAGUUCCUUAGGGUUGGAGCAUUUCAUGCGGGAGUUGGGGCAGUUUUAUGAGGCAGAACACUCAGUGUGUAAGGACGGCGAAACAGCACAAAGCCAAAGGCGGUUCAACCAUCUCCCAGGCAUAGCCGCUGACCUGAUGCUGAGCGGAUUUGCUCUAGAGAUCAUCGAUGGAGACGCAUCCCACGUCCCGCUGCAGUGGGUGACAGAUGUUCUGACCGAGCUCCAUGCCAAGCUGGGGGGAAAGUCCAGAUUGCUGGUUCUGUCAGUGCUGGGCGUGCAGAGCACCGGCAAAUCCACCCUGCUGAACUCCAUGUUCGGCCUGCAGCUGGCAGUGAGCAGCGGCCGAUGUACGCGAGGAGCCUUCAUGACGCUCAUUAAAGUUGCAGAGAAGUUUCAGCAGGAGCUUGGCUGCGACUUUAUCCUGGUGAUAGACGCAGAAGGCUUAAGAGCCCCUCAGCUGGCCAAACUGGAGGACAGUUACGAACAUGACAAUGAGCUGGCCACACUGGUGAUUGGGUUAAGCGACAUAACGAUCGUUAACAUGGCCAUGGAGAACACCAGCGAAAUGAAGGACAUUCUGCAAAUCGUGGUCCACGCUUUUCUCAGGAUGAAAGAAAUAGGGCACAAACCCAAUUGCCAGUUUGUGUAUCAGAACGUCAGUGACGUGUCUGCCCACGAACAAAACAUGAGGGACAGGAAUCAUUUCCUGGAACAUCUCAAUGAAAUGACCAAAGCUGCAGCGAGGAUGGAAAAACUAAGCAGGGAUCUGACUUUUUCUGAUAUUAUGGCGUAUGAUCCGGAAAAACACAACUGGUACAUCCCUGGGCUGUGGCAGGGAGUCCCGCCCAUGGCUCCGGUGAACCUGGGGUACAGUGAGAGUGUUUAUGAGCUAAAGAAAUACUUGCUUGACUUUAUGAGAAGCCGGACACCUAACAGAAACCCCAGGGACAUCCCCCAGUUUACCAAGUGGGUGAAGAAUCUGUGGAACGCUGUGAAACACGAGAACUUCAUCUUCAGCUUCAGAAACAGCCUGGUAGCCGAGGCCUAUAACCAGCUGUGUCUGAGGUAUUCGGAGUGGGAGUGGGAGCUCCGCAAGGAAAUGCAUCUCUGGGUAUGUGACCAAGAAACGGCGAUUCAGAACCAGCCAUGUAAUGAACUACCUGAUGCCGGGAACUUUAAACGGGAGGCGCAGGAAAAAGUGCAGCAAGGGGAAGAGAGGAUUGUGAAGUGUUUACAGAGAUACUUUGAAAGUGGAGCUAGAAACCGACACCUGAUAGAAAAGUACAGGGAAGAUUUUAUCAGAAGCACAAAGAGCCUCAAGAUGGAACUGGAACAUUACUCAGUCAGCAAGUGUGAAAAAGCGAUUCUUAUUAAAAAAAGCUGGCAUAAGAUAGACAACAUACAGGCCGAGUACAUGAGAAUGACAGAAAAGAAAGUCGUCAGCCUUCUGGAAGAUUGCAAGAGGAGAAAACUUAAACUGGACAAGAAGGAACUGGAAGUAGAGUUUGAAACGAUGUGGAAGGAAGCAGUGUCUGAGUUAAAGCUCAUUAGUUUACAGAAACGCCAAGUUUCCCAAGAUCUACAGUUUCAGCUGAGAAAGGACCUAGAGAAUCGAGGGAGCACAGUCAGGCGGAAACUUCAGGAAGCAGGAAAUGUGUGCAGUUACAGGAUUAAAUCUUUCAGUUUUGACAAUGAGUAUUUGGAUUUAACAUGUUUCAGGGACAUGAGAGAAUCGUUCACACAGGAAUACCGGCACAAAGCAGAGGAAUUUGCUCGUUCUUUAAUGGACAAGUGCCAAAGUUAUAUCGAAGAGAAGGUGAGUUCCAAAGUGGACUAUGAUGAGACCUAUGGCAGAGAACUACUGCGGAUGAUCAACGAGAGGCUUCAGCAGGAGAAUGUGCCAAACCUUCACACUAAAGUUUCUUUUGAAGUUGAGCUGAAACUUCAUAUUUUGGGGGAGGCGGCCCAUGCAUUCCAGAAGAUGCAUGAAAACUUUAUCAAAGAAAAUGAUCCUCCGGAACGGCUGGAGAAACUGAAACCUCAGUAUUUGUCCACAUUUAUGAACCAUUACUUGGAAAAGGAUCCCUGCCAGCGGAGAGCCAGGGAUUUCUGUGAGCGCUGUCUCAAACCUGCCCUGGCAGAACAUGUUAACAAAAGACUGGGAAUCAGGAUAGUAGAUGACCUUUCCAGAAGAGAGAAGGCCAAUGGUUACCGCAGCCGGGCCUCCUUCCAGCUCUCUGUGCUGCAGAAGCUGCUGGACGAGAUGGACUUUAACAACUACAUGAAAUACAUCAACAACUAUGAAAGUUUUGUCCAAGCAGAGAUACGGAGAGACAUUUCAGAUCACUAUGGAAACAGAGAGAGUGUCGAAGCGCUCGAAGCAGAGAUCCUUUCCGCCAUCAUCAAGAAAGUCAGAGGCGCUCUAGAGAUGCCAACCGAUGGGGGAUCGAGCACAGUCUCUGACUUUGUAGCAAAUGUUUGCAGGCUGUUACAGAAAGACCUAGUCCUUCCCAAAGACAGUUUGGAAACGACGCUCUUCCAAUUUACAGCCAGUGCUGAUACCAGCCAGUUUUCUGCUGACAUUGGGGACUCUCUCUCUGAGUUGGAACUGAACCUGGCAUCAGAAUUUAAAGCUGUGAACAUAGAGGAGAAACUCUCCAAGCUCCAGGUGAAGCCCCAGGAUGAGCUGUUCAAGAGAGUGUUUGGCUGUGGGAAGCAGUGUCCGUUCUGCGGAGUCCCCUGUGAAGCAGAAGGCCCAACUCACAAGGAGCACUUUGCACCAGUACAUCGGCCCCGGGGACUGAGGCAACGCAGGGAUCACCUCACAGAAACACUUGACUAUUCGUUAUGCUCCUCUGAUGUGGUCUCUAAUGCUUUAUUUAGCAAUUCAGAUACAAAAGGGGAACUGGUUCCCUUCAGAGAUUAUCACCAGCAUUACCCAGAUUGGCGCAUUCAGCCAGACCCCAGCCUAGAGGCUUCUGAUUACUGGAAGUUUGUUUUUAAAGAGUUCAAUCACCAGUUUGCCAGACAGUAUGAUACUAAACCAGCCCAUCUCCCUGAAGACUGGGUCAAAAUAACCAAGGAGCAGGCCCUGCAGAGCAUAAAGGCAGUCUAUAACAUAUAA